This is a messenger RNA of Oppiella nova, 962 nucleotides long. The record is from the annotation of a GenBank genome assembly. NCBI's taxonomy places the organism in Eukaryota, Metazoa, Arthropoda, Arachnida, Sarcoptiformes, Oppiidae.
GAGAAUUAUAAGCAGCAAUUAUUUGUAUCCUUAUAUUAUAAUUGAAAGAUAUGAGCAAGUUGGUAAUCUGCGCGUUCCUAGCGGCCAUAGGCUACCAGUGCUAUCUGGCCGACGAGAGUCCUCGCGAGGCGAUCAAGAAGUUUUACAAAGAAGUACGGGUCGAGGUGUGUAAUCCGGAUACUUUAGACAACUCCAUUAUAGGCAAACUGUCGGACUGUAUGCAGACAUUCUUUCAAAUUGAACAGAUGGCCGAUCAUGUGGACAUGUACAUAGAAUUGGUUAAAGAUUGUUUCACGACAGAUGAUUUGAAACCAUACACCAAGGUCAAUGUGACCACUAAUUUGAACAAGCUAGUUCUAUCGAGUUGGUGUUCCCGAGGGUUCGUACGGUGCAUGGGAAAGAAAUUUCAAGAGGCUAAACAGGAUCAGACCGAGGAUGAGGUGGACCCUGACAUCUAUAAGAAAGUCAAUGGUGAACAGGUGGCUGAGUUCAAGUUCAUUAUCGUAGCUUUCCUGGUGGCCAUAGGCUACCAGUGCUGUCUGGCCGAUGAGAGCACUAAGGAGGCGAUGAUGAAGUUUCACCAGGAGAUGAGUGCCUCGGUGUGUAAGCCGGACACCACCGAUAACGCCAUUAUGGGCAAGAUUCUUGAGUGCAAGAAAAAAUUCUACAAUAUAGCCGAUGACAAACUGGCUGAACAGGAGGCCAAGUACACCGAAAAACUAAAGGAUUGCUUUAAGGACGAUGAGUUGAAAGCGUACACCAAGGUCGAUUUGAAAAGUAAUCUUAACAGGAUCAUAUUGUCCACGUGGUGCUCCCAGAGCUUUAUGAAGUGCAUGCAUGAGAAGUAUAUGAAGGCCAAGGAGUCCAAGACCGAGGAGCAGAUGGAGGAGUGCCACCAAAAGAGCACUCCUGAGCAGAGGGCAGAGUUCCAGACUUGUCUCAAGAAAGCCGUUGGUGCCUAG